AUGCCUCGAGAAAUAGUAACAAUUCAAGUGGGACAAUGUGGUAAUCAAAUCGGAGGAAGAAUGUGGGAUUUAGUAUUGAGGGAACAUGCUGCAGUGUUUCAAAAUAAGAAAAAUCAAAAUCCCGAUAUUUUGUAUGAUGAACCGUUAUCAACCUUUUUCAAAUGGGAUAUGGAGCAGAAAUCGAGAAGGGCCGGCAUGCCAGAUAUUAAAGCAAGAGCAUUACUAGUGGACAUGGAAGAAGGAGUUGUGAAUCAAAUAUUUAAAAGUGAUAUUGGAGGAUUGUUUAAUAGAGAUAGACAAGUUAUUUCUGAUGUGAGUGGUUCAGGAAACAAUUGGGCACAUGGUCAUGAAGUGUAUGGACCUAAAUAUCAUGAGGAAAUAUUGGAGAAAAUUAGAUGGGAAGUUGAAGAAUGUGAUUCGAUUCAGAGUUUCUUUUUACUUCAUAGUUUAGGAGGUGGUACAGGUUCUGGUUUGGGAUCUUUUAUUACACAAGUCCUCCAUGAUGAAUUUCCUGAUAUUUAUACAUUUUCUGCUUGUGUUUUCCCUUCCAAAGACGAUGACGUUAUCACCUCACCUUAUAACUCCUUACUAUCACUCAAUGAAUUAUCAGAAAACUCGGAUUGUGUUUUACCUAUUGAAAAUCAAGCACUAUAUGACAUGUGUAAAUUUGUAAAUUCACUCGAAAAGAAAAAGGAUGUGACCAGCACCCUGUCAAAAGAAGAAGAUUCAAAACCAUUUGACCAAAUGAACGAUAUCGCCGCCACCUUGCUUACCAAUUUAACCAGCUCAAUGAGAUUUGAAGGCUCUCUCAACGUCGAUCUUAACGAAAUAACCAUGAAUUUGGUUCCUUAUCCAAGGUUGAAAUUUUUACUCAGCAGUUUAUCUCCUUUUGUGAUGCCAAAGGAUGUGCAUCUUCCUCCAAGAAGAAUGGAUCAAAUGUUUAAGGAUGUUCUUUCCAGAGAUUAUCAAUUAUUGAAAUGUGAUCCAAUCCAUCACAAAUAUUUAUCAUGUGGUUUGAUUUUAAGAGGCCAACAAGCAAAUAUCUCUGAUAUUAACAGAAACAUUGCUAAAAUGAAGGGUGAAAUGGAUAUGAUAUAUUGGAACCAAGAAGGAUUCAAAGUAGGUCUUUGUCACGUAGCACCACACAAUCAACCUUACUCUCUUCUUUGCUUGGCUAAUAAUUGCUGUAUUGGAAAUGUUUUCUCUGACAUGCAUACAAGAUUUAAGAAGCUCUACAAGAAGAAAAUUUACACUCACCACUAUACUGAAUACAUGCCUGAAGCUCUCUUUGAUGAAGCUUUGGAAAAUGCUGCAAGUUUAAUUGAAGAAUAUGCUUCUCUCCAAAACAAGACAGAGGAGGAGGUCCAAGUACCUAGAUUUAUUCCUGAUUUUUAG
Naegleria gruberi is the source of this 1395-nucleotide messenger RNA. RefSeq lists its product as uncharacterized. Gene Ontology annotation, molecular function: GTP binding; structural constituent of cytoskeleton. Gene Ontology annotation, biological process: microtubule cytoskeleton organization; mitotic cell cycle. NCBI's taxonomy places the organism in Eukaryota, Heterolobosea, Eutetramitea, Acrasida, Naegleriidae. Gene Ontology annotation, cellular component: cytoplasm; microtubule. The record is from RefSeq and is a predicted model, not a curated record. The transcript is spliced from 2 exons. Bases 1 to 1395 code for a protein of 464 amino acids.